This is a messenger RNA of Botrytis deweyae, 1662 nucleotides long. RefSeq lists its product as uncharacterized. Lineage: Eukaryota; Fungi; Ascomycota; Leotiomycetes; Helotiales; Sclerotiniaceae. Gene Ontology annotation, molecular function: protein binding. The transcript has 5 exons. The record is from RefSeq and is a predicted model, not a curated record. Gene Ontology annotation, cellular component: nucleus. Bases 1 to 1662 code for a protein of 553 amino acids.
AUGGAUCGAUACUGGGAAGCCAAUCUCUGGCAACCAACCAUCGUCAACGACGGAGGAAGUUUGCAGCAAUUCGUCCCCUUGCACCUCAAAGAAGUCGAGAGAUGUCGCGAGAAUCUGAGGGAAUGCACUAAAGUCCUAGCUCUUUUUCCCUACACGCCAUCUCACUGGAGAAAUCGAUCUGCAGUUCUUUUGGAAUUAGGAUAUCCGGAACUCGCUGCGGCAGAUGCUUAUAAGGCGCUUAUUUUGACGACAUCUGUAUUUGAUGGGAAGUAUCUCGGCUCGAGAGUGUGGCUUGAGAUGGGCAUGGCGAUUUGGUAUCGAGAUGCUGUCAAGGGAAAUCCAUGGGAUGUGAAUUUCUCGGCGACGAAAUUUGGCAUACAGAUGCUUGAUUUUUUGAAGUAUGAGCGGAAGCAAGCCUAUACCCAAUUGAUCUUCUCCCUCUGCUAUCUCCAAGCUCUUCCGGACAUCAAAGCCAUAACCACGGAAGCAUUAAAACGUUACCCUGACGAUAUCACAUUUCUCUAUUUCCAGCACGCUGCAACCUCCGCAUAUGAAAGCAAUCGCACUUUCAUAUACCAACAAGCAUUACCCGAUGGUAUCAAAUGGGUGCAUGCAGAGAUGGGAACAGUAUGGAAUAAACCAUAUCCAUGGGCUUCAGGAUUCCAUACCAGAACCAAAAGAUCAAUCAAAGCCGCCAAUAUAGCUCUGAAAAAAUGCUCAAAGGUACUUCGAAUUCAGCCUUCUAAUAUGACUAUGUCAGACUCGGGUGGAGUUUGUUAUGGCAUGUUCGCAAGUCAAGAUAUACAUAGAGGUGAUACCAUUAUCGAGCGCAGCCCAGUCUUAUCAAUCAGUGGCUUACAACUAAAGACACAUUUGAAUUUGAUAGAUUCAUUAUUAGGAGAACCGAAGACUAGAUCGAAAACUUCCCCAGGAAACUGUUUCAAUUGUUACGGACUCUUGAACAAAUAUGGGCCAAAAUAUGGAUUUGCAUGUUGUUCCCAUCUCUACUUCUGCAGUAAAGAUUGCAAGAAUCUUGCCCAGCAGUAUUACCACGAUGCCCUAUGUGGCACCAAUAUAAUCCCCAUCUAUUCAUUCUCCAAAAACAAAAAAUGUUACGUAUGUGGGCCCGAGAUCGCGGGAAUGAUAUGGUUACGGCUUUUGGCGACAUGCAAACAAGGGGGUGGACAUCCGCUUCAACAUCCUCUUGUAACCAAUCUAAGCAUUCACGAAGCAGCGGCUCAAGACCCCUGGUCCUUAAAUGUCCGCGUCAUCCGGCCUCUGAAAACUCUGGAGAUACUUGGGAUAGAUGUUUUCGCGAAUCAAUGGUAUGAUACUUGGGUCUUGGAAACUCUGUGGCAAAUAUUCAGGGUCAACUCUGCUGGAGCAUAUAAUACAGAAAACGAGUAUGGAUGCUGGGUCGAUAGCUUCUACGCAAUGUUCAACCAUAGUUGUGAAGAUCCGCGAAUGAUGGGUACACAUAUCCAGGACUUUGAUCGGGCGGGCUCGAAGUUUCAACACGGCGCUGCGAGAGAAAUUAAAAAAGGGGAAGAGGUAUGUGUCAGUUACAUUGAGGUGUUGUCGCGAUCAAAAAUGGAAAGACGCAAAGCCCUUGCGGGAUGGCUCUCCGGUGAUUGUAAAUGCAAGAGAUGCUUGGCUGAAUAG